GAUAACAAAACAUUAACCCUACUUUUAGUUUAAAAAUGUACAUGAGAAUUUUCAAGAAUUUGGAGUAUAAGCUCUUCCAUCAAAAAAUAAUUAGAAAGUAUUCCUGGAUUGCUCCUAAGGGCUUUGAUACUGAAAUAAAAGUAUAUAAUUGUGUCUCAAGACAAAAAGAACCUUUAAUUUUAAAGCGCAAAAAUGUAGUAACAUGGUACACUUGUGGCCCUACAGUUUAUGAUUCUUCACAUAUAGGACACGCCAGUUGUUUUAUAAAAUUGGACAUAAUCCAGAAGAUAUUAAGCAACUAUUUUAAGUAUAAUGUGAUUACUUGCAUGAACAUUACAGAUGUUGAUGAUAAAAUAAUAAAAAGAGCUUUUGAACUGGGAGUAAAAUGUGAUGAUUUAACGAAGAAGUACGAAAAAGAGUUAUGGUCCGAGUUAAAGUCUUUAAAAGUAGAAAAACCAACUAUAGUCUUAAGAGUUACGGAGCAGAUUCCAUACAUUAUUAGUUUCAUAGAAAAACUUAUUGAUAAUGGUCAAGCUUAUAAGGCAUCAGAUCAUUCUGUUUACUUUGAUGUAAAUACUGUCAACAAGUAUGGCAAGCUGCAGAAUAUUGGCAGCCAAGAAGAGAAUAAACCUUCUGGGGUGAAGAAACAUGUUAUGGAUUUUGCUUUAUGGAAAUCCAGGAAAGAUGAAGAUCUUUUCUGGAAAAGUCCAUGGGGUGAAGGUAGACCUGGGUGGCAUAUUGAAUGUUCUGCUUUAGCAUCAAAAAUAUUCGGAUCCAAUAUUGACAUCCAUGCCGGAGGUAUAGAUUUGAGGUUUCCACAUCAUGAGAAUGAAGAAGCUCAGUCUUGUGCAUACCACGAUACACCACAAUGGGUUAACUACUGGAUACACACAGGCCAUUUGCAACUUAGUAAUUCUGAAAAAAUGUCAAAAUCUCUUGGUAAUACAUUACUGAUCCAAGAAAUGCUGAAAACUGUGUCCCCAGAAGUGUUUAGAAUGGCAUGCACUAUGUCCCGUUACGAAUACAAUAUGGAAUAUAGUGAAAAAUUAAUAGCAACAGCUAGAAGCAAUUAUAAUAAUUUUAAGAACUGUAUACAGUCAUGUAAUGAGUUUAAAAAUGGUUUUUUAAAAGCAAGUGUUAAUAGUGAAUUAUUAAACGAACAUAUUCAUAAAUGUUCUAAUAACAUUCAUAGUGCCUUAUGUGAUGAUUUUGACACUCCAUCUGUGAUAAAACAUUUGAAUCAACUUGUUUCAACAACAAACAGUAUGUUGCAUUCUAAAUCGUUCUCUGAUGAUCAACAAGGUUUGGUAUCAAUUCUAGAGGUGCAACAUUUAAUUUCGAGUAUUUUAGAAUCUUUUGGAUUCGAUAUGAAUGGGAGUGAAGCUGUAUCUAAGGACUUUAAUGACAUUGUUGAUGUUCUAAAUGUAUUUAGGCAGGAUGUUAGAAAUUUGGCUAUAGUUGAUAAAAAUAAAGAACUAUUAGAACUAUGUGAUAAGGUUAGGGAUAAUGCUAAAAAAUGUGGUAUAACUUUUAAAGAUCGAGGGAAAGUAUCUUCCUGGAGUGUGUAAUAUAAAAAUUUUAAAAAUA
Molecule: messenger RNA, 1587 nt
Organism: Diabrotica virgifera virgifera (western corn rootworm)
Lineage: Eukaryota; Metazoa; Arthropoda; Insecta; Coleoptera; Chrysomelidae
Gene: CysRS-m
Product: probable cysteine--tRNA ligase, mitochondrial
Exons: 2
Coding region: 36-1568 (510 amino acids)
Biological process (GO): cysteinyl-tRNA aminoacylation
Cellular component (GO): cytoplasm
Molecular function (GO): cysteine-tRNA ligase activity; ATP binding
Source: RefSeq, a predicted model, not a curated record